CUCCCUGAAUUCUAUGUAAAUCGCUUUGGAUAAAGCAUCUGCUUAAUGACUAAAUGUAAAUGUACACACAAAUGUUGUUUAUUUCUUCUCUUGCAUAAAUCUUUCAUGUUAAAUGUUAAGGACGCAAAUGUUAUAUAUAAAAGUUAAAGAAUGAGUCGCUGUUGUGACCACACUGAGAAUCAAAAGGUCAAAUUCACUACAAUAAUUUUCUCUGCCUGCAGAUAGCAAACGUCAAAGAAUAAAAUCAUAUUCAAGGAUUAAAAGUGUAACUCUGUCAUGUUGGUGAAAACAAAACAAACAUGUAAUCUAAUGAGAUAUUUCUAUGUUAGACAUUUAAACCUUAAAAUGUUUAUCUUGAUACUUCCUCAACAAACCAUAAACUAGAGAAGCGAUCUAGAUACAUUAGGACCCUAUUUAUAAAAAAAAGCAAUGUAGUGGACAAACGUGAUCACCGCACAAACCAACAUUUUAACAAAUUGUUCAGUAACAAACAUGAAGAAAUAGGCCAAUCUGAACAUGUUCCCUGAACUCCAGAGCCGAGGAUCUUUCCAAUGAGUGAGUGCGAUGAGUCAUCGCUGCAUUAAACAGCGUCACGCUAUUCGCCACAUCCCAGCAGCGCGAGCUCGGUGGCAGGGUCGUUGUGCGGUGACGUCACUCGCGCCAGCGGACUGUUGCUUUGAGGAGAUUUCAGUUAUGAAGCGCGAGACUGGCGAAACUUUUGGCAACAAACAGUUGAAGAUUUCGACUCCAUCACAGCGACACUGAGGAUGCUGUAAACACAGAAGUUCCGCGUCUGGUUUUGAGCGGCCAGAUGAACACGGUUAUGGAGAAACCUGCGGAUUCUUCAGCUGUGAGGACACAGAGUAAUGACACGUGUGAUACACGGAACGGUCAACAUGUGGACAUGAUUGAGGUGGUGCUGGAGAACGAGUCUGUCUGGAGUCGUUUUCACAGCGUGGGCACAGAAAUGAUAAUAACAGAGCAGGGCAGACGCAUGUUCCCCUGGUGUCGCUUUCGUCUUGCUGGUUUACACCCCAAACGCUGCUACUCUCUGCUCAUGGACGUUGUGCCCGCCGAUGACUUUCGCCACAGAUGGAACGGAGAGAUGUGGGAAACAGACGGACCGGGUGAGCCUCGUGUUCCGGGUCAGCCGUGUUUUCACCCCGACUCUCCAGCCUUGGGUCAGCGCUGGAUGGAUGGCCCGGUGUCCUUCUAUAAAGUCAAGUUAACCCAUGACACUGUGGAUCAGGACGGUUGUGUGGCUUUGAGGCCUAUGCACCGUUACCAGCCUCGCCUUCAUAUACUUCCUCGUCACCAGUGUGCCGUUUCACUGCAAGACCCGGACGUCCAGAUGUUUACCUUCACUAACACAGAGUUUUACGCUGUGACGACCUUCCAGAAUCCAAAGAUAAAACAGCUUAAAAUCAACUGCAAUCCUUUUAUGUUGGCCUUCAGGGAAGACAGUGAGAAGAGCCUCAGACCUGCUGUGAGUGACAGAUGUCAGUCACGGUCUGCUGUCAGUCACAGUCAUGAUGACGACUCUGAAGACCACGUUUCAACACACACUCGAGCUGAAUCCCAGUCUGAUGAAGAGCGAGUGUUGGCAGACAGACAGAGACUCCUCUGUGAUCAGCUCAUCGGACGCUUCAUAACAGAAGAUUCAGAGGCGUCUGAACAGCCGCAUGUGUCGUCUGAUUCUUUUGAAGCUCAUCGUCCCGUCAGCAGAACCUCGGUUGAGAAGGUUGUCUCUGCUGUGACGACCUCCUCACUUCACAGGCAGCAGAAAUCUGUCGCCCUGGCAUCUUCACGUCGCUCUGCUGUCUGUAACCCACACGGGGUCGGCUGGAGGUCCAGACGCUUGAGGAAAGCAAGGAAAGCCAAGUCUAAACGCUGGUCUAAUGUCAAGUAUGCGAGAGCCGCUGUUCUUCUGCCCCCUGCAGACACGUCCACGCAGCCUGACCUUGAGGACGUGGACGGCGUGCUGUUUGUGUCUUUCGGUGUGAAGGAAGCUCUUGAUGUUCAUGUCGUGAAUAUGAGGAGGUCUGUGGAACCGUCAUCAUCAUCACUCACUCACACUCAGACAGAGAAGUGGCGGUGUGAUGAAGAGAAGCAGAAGCAGUUCAUCUCCCAGCAGCAGCUCAUCUUACAUCAACAUCUGAAGAAACUGAAGAACAGACAGAUCAUUCAUCCUGCCCUUCAAGAAGUUGGGCUGAAACUGAACCUUCUGGAUCCUUCUGUACCUAUAGACUUGCAUUAUCUUGGUGUGAGUUUAACUUCACCUGCUCUCAGCGUUGACAAUCUGACAGCGUCCUCUGAUGUUCCAUUUCUAUCACCGGGUGGAAAGACAGACGACCCCGUGAAGACUAAAGGCUGUCAUAACACAAGUGGACAGAGCUCAAUAGACAGCUCGAUCAACCGUUCAGCAUUUUUCUCAGAUGAGUUGGAUGAAUAUCUUGAAAGUGAAGCUCAGCAGAUCUGUCAGCGUGCCGCUGUGUUUUCUACAAGCUCUCCGUCUUCUGUGGUCUACCAGAUGCCUGACAAAAGCAGCAGUUACGUCCGAACGUUAGACAGCGUUCUUCAGACGCGGGGCGUAACAGCAGCUCCUCCCACCGCUUCAACAGAGCGUCGCAAACCGUCAAAUGUGUUGCCUUCCAAACCUGCUUUUAAAACCACUCCAGAGAGCACAAGGAGAACCAGACAAAGCACCUCAGUGAAGACCACUGUGAAGAACGCUCAACAUUCACCUCAAGAGCGUCAUCACUCCACACACAGCAAACCUGAAGCAGAGGUCAGACCUGGAGGUCAUCUAAGCCGUUCUUCCAGCAUCUUUGUGUCGACACCUGCUAAAUAUCAACUGAAGCUGCUGGAGCAGGAACGGGAAGCAGUUCAUCACGGCAAGAGUCGCACAUUUGUCACCGCAGAGAGAGCAGAGUUUGCUUUGACUUCACUGGUCACUUCAGAAAAAUCUAAGAAGCCAGUGUUCGGGAAGAAUCGUGUUAGUCGAGAUGUUUGCAGUCUUGACUUCUGUCGGCUGGGUUGUGUCUGUGAGAGUCUGACCAGACAGAUCCGAGGACCCACACACUGCAGACGACGUCAAUGCAUGUUCGGCUGUGAUUGCUUCAAGCACAAAGUUUUUCUCAUCCGUCCACCAGAAAGAAGCCAAACACUCGUCAGGAAGAUCCCGCUUAUGGCUUUCCCUGUUGAUCCGCAAUCAAACCACAGGCCUGAUCCUGCGGCCAACAUCACCCGCCUGUGGAACAGAAGAUCUGAUGAGCGCGACACUGAGCUCAUCUUUACACCUUCAGCCACCGGCUCUAAUCCUCCUGCGCUACAAAAAAACUCCUGCCCACGAGUCUAUGUUCCACGACCUAAUCCUGUGGUGCAGGAAAUGGAGAAAGAUCCAGUUUACAGGUACUUAGAAAGCAAGAUGACAUGCGCUCGUGUUCGAGAAUACAACAGUAACCCACCACCGCAGUUCUACAUAAUACCCAUCAAGAAAAAAAGACGUGAUAAUGAGACCAGUAAAGUCUCCCGAUCGUCUCCUGCUGGCACACAUCUGACCUCUCAGAGUCCAGACAAAAACGCUGCCACAUCAGAAGAGCCUGAAGCCACUAAGGUUCUGGAAAUCAUUUCUGAGUGUAACUGGGAGGCCCAGCGGACCCUGCUGCUUAAAGAAGUGUUUCGUUGCGUCGAUAUGAACCUCCUGUCCUCCUCUCUUUUCAUCGACAUCUUCAAAGUGGAUCUUCUCUCAACAACUCUUAAAAAAGACGAUGGACGCUGCACGUUGAGCUACAAGGUCUGCGUUUCCCUCAGGGAGAUGUUGAGACGGACUGAUGAGUCACGAAAUAAAGCAAACGAACAGGAGAUGAUGACCGACCAAUUUCAUGUGAACGAGUCUGAUUGUCAAGUCAAGGAAUCAAGUUGUAAUGAUGAAACUCAUUUAAGAAGUGUUGAGAGGAAGAUCAGAAGCGUGAAGCAGUUUCCUCUUCUGUCUGGUGUUAUUCCGGCCGGUUGUCUAAAGGCCAGUGUGAAGAUGUCUGCGUGUCCUCAUCCAGUUCAGGUCAAUGGAAAACCCUACACCAAGGCAAAUUUGUUAUUGGGUCAAAUAGGAUCAUUGCAUCCGGCCAAUCGUCUUGCUGCGUACGUGACUGGCAGGAUGAAGCCAGUGUGUCGGAGUAAGACCCCUGGCAAAUUAGUUCCAGACACAACGCCUGCCAGUCUGAAGGACAUCCAACCUCCAGUGAUCCCCGGGCCUGCCCAUGAGACCAUAUAUUCACCCAAAAAUGUUUCUUAUCCUUUCUUAAUCUCAAACCAUUCUUCAACACCUAAUCAUAUGACAUCAUCUAACCCCAGACUGACUGUACCAAACUCCACACCUCCAGCCAAACACACAAAUACCAGUAAACCCAAUAUAGUUCUGCCGGCCUCUGCUCUUCCACCGGGUCAGAGUGUGGUUCUGCACCCCGUCUCAGGUGUGAGCGGAGCAAACAUCUGUCAGUUUAAUGGCCAAAUAAUUCAACUGUUUCCUCUUCCUGCAGUCUUACCCAUUCAUCCGCAAACCAAAGAAAACGCUCAUCAAAAAGCACAAACACCAAGUGCUCAUCCCCCUCAGAUGAUCCAAACCACUGCAAAGCCUCAAAAAGAAGCAGCUUUACCUAAACGGCAUCCCUUCAUUGCUCCCAAGAUCCUUUUUCUGCCCAGAACCACAGGCUUCGGCUUUACUACUGACACUACAGCUCAGGGUCCACACGAAGGUUUGCCUGGUAAGACAGGAACAUUUUCUUUCCGGAUAUGCCCACCUGCUGAAGGUCAGACAGAUUCAGGAGAAAGUUCUUCCACAGUAUUACUGCCUGGAGGAUAUCGCUUAAUGAAACUGCCUGUGAGAGAUCAUCCCUGUGAGGACAGCCCAUCCGUACCCUCAGCGUCACAUCUGAUGACGAAAUGCACGACACAACACAAACACCUUUCAAACAGAGACACUGAAAGUGAUUCGGUCCCUGAGGCUAACGCUAAACAGAAGGGUCAGAUUGUCCCCCCCACGCACAUGAAUGCAACACGUGAAUCCUCAGUUAAAACAGAACCACAUGACAUUCCGACACAGCCGCCCUUCACAUCUGAUGCGCCUGAAGAUAGUCCUGAACAUUUCAUCAAAACUGAGCCAUAUGACUCUACACAAACCGACUCUUCCUCCACACAUCCUCUUCUUCUUAAACAAGAGCCGAGCACCGAAGAAAGCAAAGAUGCUGAAAAAGAUUUUGUCAUCAUCAAAGUAGAGAGUUUGGGUGAACCGUCAGAAACCAAUCAGUUCUGCCAUGACAUCAGUGAAAACGCCAGAAAUCCAGUGAGCGACUCGCUGGACACACGUCUGAAGAUCCAACCGGUCACACCGCCCGUAAAUGUGAUGAAGAGCUGUCUCAAACCAUCGCUCAAUAACCCUCAACAGCGUGCAGAAGUGAAGACGUGCAGCUGGCCGUUCAGACUGAUGCAGAAAGCCAUGAACUCAUGUGAAGACGACAAGGACGAACAAAGAGACGUCUGUGAAUUGAGUACGAGCAUCAAUGAGUCUGAUGACAUCAUGGAGUGUUUCACUGAAGACUGGAGUCCAGAGGGGAGUUCUAGUGAAGAUGAUAUUAACAUCGACCCAUUUGAGCAGAACCCUGAAAAGAUGAAGGAGAGCAGAAGAACAUCACAGGAAGCAGGACAGCUCAGAUUGAGCGAUGAGCGGGGUGGAUUUCAGGAGGGACAAACGCACUGCGACGUAGGGGAACCCAUGUCUCAUCUGUGGGUUUAUAAGCGAUCGUGGCGUCUCAAUCGUUCUGCGAGGAAACGGAGACAACGUGCUGACUUACCUCAGUGCUUUGAUACUUUGAAGAGGACUCUGAACGUGGAAGAUCCUGACAUGAGCGUUCAAGAUGUUCUUCUUCAGGCGUGUGAUAUGAUUGGAGCUCUUGAGCACCGCAGCAACUCUCUAAUGAAGAAGAAGAAAUCUUUGAUUCAGAAACACUCCCGUUACAUUUCACUCAUCUCACAGCUCUCUGGAACGGUGAGAAAACACGCUGGGCAUAAACGCUCAUCAGAAACAUCUCCACUCCAGCAUUCAGUGGCAAAAAGACCCUCCGGUUUGCCCAACAUAGUGCUGCAGUCGUUCAGCAAGAUUUAGUGUGUGUGCUGACCCGACUCUUCAGAUCUCUGCGUGGACUUCAUGUGACAUUCCAGGACAGACAAGCAGAACUAUCUCCUCCAUGAGGAACUGUGUUUCUACACCAGGAUCUUCCAGUCUUUAUAAACCUGAAAAUCAAACAGUCAUAAGUGACAGAUGGGAGAUUAUGUGAGGAGGUGUUAAAAUCACUUUCAUCUGAAUCACAGCAAACACUUUUGCUUUCUGUCCUUAACAUACAGCUCAAACAACAAUAUUACUGUUCACAAAGACUGUAGAUAUGAAUGUAUUCAAAUAACCUCAUAAGCCUCACAUUGGGGCAGUCUUGUUAUGGAUUCGGUUUAAUACUAAACAUUAUAUAUACACUAAACCUUGCACAGUCCAUGGAAUUUAUUCUACAGAUGUAUUUUUCAUUUAAAGUUAUGUCAGUUGAAUGGACCUGAAUUAUGUUAAUGGUCUUUA
Molecule: messenger RNA, 6619 nt
Organism: Triplophysa dalaica
Lineage: Eukaryota; Metazoa; Chordata; Actinopteri; Cypriniformes; Nemacheilidae
Gene: magl
Product: MAX dimerization protein MGA-like
Exons: 21
Coding region: 812-6160 (1782 amino acids)
Biological process (GO): cell fate specification; regulation of transcription by RNA polymerase II; positive regulation of DNA-templated transcription
Cellular component (GO): nucleus; MLL1 complex
Molecular function (GO): protein dimerization activity; RNA polymerase II cis-regulatory region sequence-specific DNA binding; DNA-binding transcription factor activity, RNA polymerase II-specific
Source: RefSeq, a predicted model, not a curated record